AUGGCUAGGUUUACUGUUUUCUGCUUGAUCGUGCUUUUGAUCUCGGCGGCGACGGCUGCCGAGAUUGCAGAAGCUCCUAAUGCCGGCCGGAAACUGGGGAAGCAUCACGUCGCCGCCGCGCCGAGUCCGGCAGCGGAGGCUUUGGGAGAAGGGGAAAGUGCCGAGGAAGAGGUCAUGGAGAGGAAGCACCGUCACCACCACCACGAUCGCUCAUUCGAGGAGUCAGUUGUCGGCGGCGUAGCGGUUGUCGGGGUUUUAGCCGCCGUGUUUCUGACGGCGGUCUUCUGUUACAUCCGCGCCACCCGUCGGAGGCCACCUGUACAGCCUGCUUCCCCUACUGAUUCGUCGUCCAGUAAGAGAAAGAUGAUAGCGUCUGGCUCACCAGUCGUAAAAUAA
This is a messenger RNA of Salvia miltiorrhiza (redroot sage), 396 nucleotides long. RefSeq lists its product as uncharacterized. The coding region runs from base 1 to 396 and encodes 131 amino acids. The transcript has a single exon. Lineage: Eukaryota; Viridiplantae; Streptophyta; Magnoliopsida; Lamiales; Lamiaceae. The record is from RefSeq and is a predicted model, not a curated record.